Pediculus humanus corporis (human body louse) is the source of this 1170-nucleotide messenger RNA. RefSeq lists its product as uncharacterized. Gene Ontology annotation, molecular function: RNA binding. Bases 1 to 1170 code for a protein of 389 amino acids. NCBI's taxonomy places the organism in Eukaryota, Metazoa, Arthropoda, Insecta, Psocodea, Pediculidae. The transcript has 2 exons. The record is from RefSeq and is a predicted model, not a curated record.
AUGGCGGUAGUGGUGGCGGUGGUGGUGACCAUUACAAGUUUUAGUUUACUUAAAGAGAAAACGAGAAUUCGUGGGUGUAAAAUAAAAGCACUCCGAGCAAAGACAAACACUUACAUCAAAACGCCCGUACGUGGAGAGGAACCGGUUUUCGUUGUGACGGGAAGGAAGGAAGACGUGGCCAAGGCGAAACGUGAAAUACUUUCGGCAGCGGAACACUUUUCACAAAUCAGAGCUUCGAGAAAGACUAAUUUGGGCGGAUUACUCGGAGGUUUGUCACCCCCCGGACCUCCUGCCAAUAUCCCCGGUCAAGUCACAAUUCAAGUAAGGGUGCCAUAUAGAGUUGUCGGUCUCGUGGUGGGACCCAAAGGCGCCACAAUAAAAAGAAUUCAACAGCAAACACACACUUACAUAGUAACUCCCUCGCGUGACAAAGAACCCGUUUUCGAAGUGAGCGGAUUGCCCGAAAACGUUCAAGUUGCCAAAAGGGAAAUCGAAGCGCAUAUAGCGAUGCGAACGGGAGCGGGAACGUUGAACGGAACGAACAUGGCCGAUCUAUUGGGGGCACCUUUGAUCGAAGACAAUUCUGAAUUACUUGCAUCAUUGUACAAGACUGGUUUGGGAAGCCUUUUUAGUUGUUUAGAACCUUCCGACACAAAUUCCACGACUCUGAAUUCGGAUGCCCUUAACAUGUUUCAUCCGACUUCUCUUACAUCCUCGGCCAGUUCGGGAGCUUUUAGCUCAUCCGGUUCUCUUAGCUCGAACAGCAGUUCAUCGUCGAACGGGGGUCGAAUCGGUGAUCUCGUUUCGAUUUGGAAUUCGAGUUUAGAACGCGACGAAGGGAUUGGAGAAUCCCCCGGUUUCGAAACAACAACUACCUCAUCGAAUAUUUGGUCGUUUCCAUCGUCGGCAAGCACAACGGGAAUAACAACAAGGCCCUCGCCCACGGCUUCCGCGUCUCCCACUGAUUCCCUUGCCAGCAUCACAGGCAUGAGUUUGGGUACCAAACGAGACUGCUUGGUAUGCGCGGAAAAGGAAAUCAACGCUGCUCUCGUUCCUUGCGGUCACAAUUUAUUUUGUUUAGACUGUGCUACUCGUCUUUGCGAGGGAACCGAACCCGCUUGCCCCAUAUGCUCUCGCACAGUAUGUCAAGCAAUCCGUAUAUUAUCUUAA